CUGGGCUCAAGUUGGAAGAUCGAAAAUCAAAAUCAAAUUUUAAGUUUAUUUAUAGAUUAUUUGAUUUUUCCUUACUACUGUAAUGUUGACAUGUUCCAAAGACAAAAUAAUUUUAUGACACUAAUCUAUAGCCCUAAAGUCUUUGCUGAAAAUGAUUUUUACCUGUAAAUAGACUUGCUUUUGAGGUUCAAGCUCGGGUCUUCAGUAUAUUUUGCUCAACCUACACAUCGUCCAAAAUGGAUUUAGCAAAAUCCCUAUUUGAAACUAGAAGUCAUAAUGGAUAUGUUGGAAAGGCUGAUCAUAAUAAAAGAGAACUUGAAUUGGCUAUCGAACCAGAUGAUGCUGAUGAUUCUUUUAUUGAUAAUUUUGAUGGUUUCAACAUAGAAGACUUUCUUAAACCAACUCCAGGGGGUCCAUUUUUUGCCUUGACUCCAAGUAUGUGGCCCCAAGAAAUAAUGGCCAAACAAUCCAGGGAGCAAGAAGAUCCAAACUCACAACCAGAGUAUAGGUUUGAUGAAUUUGGGUUCAGAGUUGAAGAAGAGGAUGGACCCGAACAAAGUUCAAAUAAACUUCUUGGUAUUCCAUUGGUUGAAGAUCCCCAGCACAGGCUGCAAUGGGUUGCUCAUUUGGAGUUUUCUCAUAAUCAAGAAGUAUCUGAUUUAACAUGGGACAAAGUUGAGAUUAGAAUACCUAGGACUGAUAAGCUACUUCAAAUGGUGAGAUCUGGUAUCCCACAUUCCCUAAGACCACAAAUGUGGAUGCGCAUGUCCGGUGCAUUAGAAAAGAAACAUCAAUCUGAAUUAGGCUACAAAGAAAUUGUUAGAAUGUCCAGCAACGAUUCCCUUAUGACAUCCAAACAAAUAGAAAAAGAUCUACUCCAUAUUAUACCAACCAAUGCUUGUUAUAGCAAUGCUAAUAGUACAGGAAUUCCUAGAUUGAGGCGCAUUUUGAGGGGUGUCGCUUGGUUGUAUCCAGAUAUUGGGUACUGCCAGGGUUUGGGAAUUAUUGCAGCCUCUUUACUACUUUUUAUUGAGGAAGAAAACGCUUUUUGGAUAAUGGUAACAAUUGUUGAAGAUCUACUUCCUGCUUCAUAUUACAGUUCCACCCUCCUAGGUAUCCAAGCAGAUCAAAAAGUUCUCCGCAACCUCAUAUCAAAUUACCUGCCAGAUACAGAUGAAGUCCUAAAAAAUCAUGACAUCGAAUUAUCAUUAAUCACUAUGCAAUGGUUUUUAACUUUAUAUGCAAACGUCGUUCACACCAAAAUUUUGCUCAGGAUAUGGGACCUUUUCUUUUUCGAAGGCUCCAUGGUUUUAUUUCAGAUUACGCUCGCCAUGUUGAAGAUUAAAGAACCGCAACUCAAGACACUUGAAAAUUCUGCUCAGAUUUUUAAUGCGCUUUCUGAUAUACCUGGUGAUAUUGAUGAUGUAGACAAAUUGUUAGAGGUAUUAACCGAACUAACAAGUUCAUUGAACGAUGUAAUGAUUGAAACCUAUAGAAGAAGACAUUUGGCUUAUUUAAUGGCUGACCAAGGAGCGUUAGUUGGUAACCCAGAUGCAGCGGCUAAUUUACCUAAGCAGCAUUUAGUGAGGAGGCAAGUAAAGAAAAACAAGUCCGUUAUCCAACUAUUGCUUUUCAAUGAAACCAAUGAAGAGCAAAUUAAAAGUAAAAAUAUCAAGCAAACAGAAAUACUUGUCGAUCUUAGGGAAGCAAUUCUUCAGGUAGUUAGACAUUUUUUACAAUUAGAUCCAAAAAUAAGCUCAGAAAUAUCAUUAAUAGCCGAUUAUUCAAUGGAAAGCCAUGCUCAGGAUCACACGAAUUAUAUAAACGUCUCAAAAAAUAGAAAACGGAGAGCCAAAGCGCUGCUAGAUUUUGAAAGACAUGACGAUGAUGAGCUAGGGUUCAGAAAAAAUGAUAUCAUCACUGUUAUUAGCCAAAAAGAUGAGCACUGCUGGGUAGGAGAAUUGAAUGGGCUGAGAGGUUGGUUUCCGGCAAAAUUUGUACAGUUAUUAGACGAGAGAAGUAAGCAAUAUAGUAGCGCUGGUGAUGAUAGUAUAUCAGAAACAAUUACUGAUUUAGUACGAGGAGUAUUGUGUCCUGUGAUAAAACAAGUUUUUGAACAUGGAAUGAAACGUCCAAAUUUUUUAGGCAACCCAUGCCAUCCCUGGCUAUUUAUAGAAGAAGCAGCCACCAAAGAAGUCGAAAAAGACUUUAAUUCCGUUUAUAGUAGAUUGGUUCUAUGUAAAACUUAUAGAUUAGAUGAAGAUGGCAAAGUUUUGACACCAGAAGAAUGUUUCCAGUUACUCUAUCGAUGCGUCCAAUCCAUCAAUCUGUCCCACGACAAUGCACAUGCUCAAAUGGAUGUCAAACUGAGGUCACUUAUCUGCAUUGGAUUGAAUGAACAAGUUUUGCAUCUUUGGCUCGAAGUACUUUGCUCAUCAAGUGAGGUUGUGCAAAAAUGGUUCCAUCCAUGGUCUUUCAUCUACAGUCCCGGUUGGGUUCAAAUCAAAUGUGAACUAAGAAUAUUAUCUCAAUUAUCUUUCAAUUUAAACCCAAACUGGGAAUUGCCUGUAAAAAGAGAAACAAACAAUCAACCUUUGAAAGACGGAGUGCGGGAUAUGUUGGUCAAACAUCAUUUAUUUAGUUGGGAUAUCUAACAUUUGAAAGUAUUAGACCUAGACUUUUCAAUCUAUCAGACCAUUUACAGGGUGUAUCAUUGUUUAAACAUAGCCUUAGUGCUAAGUAAACGACUGCCCAAAACUGAAAAAGAGUUUAAAUAUCUAUACAGGGUCUCCCUGGGAAAACAGUCCACCCCGAUUUAUUGGAUCUGGGAUGAGAAUCUGGAAAAACGCUCGGACACGUCGAUUUUUGAUUUGUAGGGGAACUGUUUUUCAGUUUUUUUCAUCCCUGUAACUUCAACCCUCUAGCUAGAGGGAGGACAACCCCCAAAUUUGAAUAGGGGAUCGGGGUCGUGUCAUAUCUCUUUUUAAAGGUCUUAUGGAGUUCUUUAUGGCCCUAGAAUUUCAUCUCAUUAUUUUCAUUCGUAACGAAAUGACAGCAGUGGGAGUAAAAGCGAUACUUACCUCCCUUUAUAAAAAUACUUGAAAUUGAAGUUUUUUAUUAUUAUUAUUGAUGAGUUGUACACGAGAAUUGUAAAUUGUAGUUAUUUUUACUCGUAUUUUUAUUAAGGGAGGUAAGUACCGCUUUUACGCCUACUAAUUCCAAAAUUUUGACAAGCUGUCAUUUCGUUACGGAUGAAAAUAAUAAGACGAAAUUCUAGGGCCAUAAAGAGCUCGACCUUUAAAAAGAGGUAUGACACGACCCCUAUCCCCUAUUCAAAUUUGGGGGGUUGUUCUCCCCCUAGUUAGGGGGUUGAAGCUACGGGGAUGAAACAAACUGAAAAAUAGUUCCCCCUCAAAUCAAACAUUGACGUGUCCGAGCGUUUUUCUAGUUUCUCAUCUCAAAUCCAAUAAAUCGGGGUGCACUGUUUUCCCUAGGAGACCUCGUAUAGUCAGCUUAAUGUUUUAAGGUCGCAAGGAAAUUUUAGGGCUGAAUCUAAAAUAUUACUUAAAUUUGCCAGAUUUUUUUUCUGAAUUUUACAAAUCAUCCAACUAGCAUUAUUUUGCAACAGGCCCCGAAAUAAGCUUUCGCGGCAGCCCCACAGGCCGCAAAAUUCUAUUUCGCUGCCGUUACCCUUGGUAAUAAUAAAUCAAAAUUUCAAUGUGAUUUGAACUGAUAAUAUUUACUUCUGAUGGCAUAUCCAUAGAAAUACAGUGAGUACCAUACCCCUCUGUAUAUUGAACUGGUGGUUGGUUCCACAAGUUUGUUAAUUUUUCUGUAAUUCUACAUAAUAUACAUAGUUGCACAAAAAAUACUGUGUUUUCUAGGUAUACCAUAGCAGCGAAACCUUUUAGCGUCCUCGAGAUUAUCUUUUCUCUGCGCUGAAAACGAAUUUCGAGGCCUUGGCAUAUAAAUAAGUAUUAAUUUAAAUGAGCAUGAUAUAAAUCAUUAAUGUUAACUUAAGUAUAAGUAUUAAAACAUAACUAUAUGGCCAAUCCAAAUAUUAGCUAUUAACUUAUAAGCUCUGUAACACAAACUACUGGAUAUGAUAAGUUUGAGCAUAUUUAGGUGUCGAAAUAUGUUCUUUUAAAAGAUUCCACUUGUAACGUGUACCAAUAAAAAUUUAUUUUUUUUGUGAAAAUUGAAUUUCAAUCUUCUGAAGCAUUGGCACUAAACUAUUUAGUUAAAAUUAUAGAUUGGCAGUUUUCUCAAGAACCGGUAAUUAUUUUAGGCCGCACCUUAACAUAAACCAUAAAAAUAUCUUUUUUACGCAUCUUUACGACACCAAUUAUUUUUUAACUGUAAAUGCUAUACCUAAUGCCUUCUAUAAAAUGUACCCACGAUAAUUGUUGUGGAAAAAUAUAUCACAGAGAAAUUAUUUUUCUAAUAAUUAACUUACUAAUAUUAAUGUUGCAAUUUUAUUUAUUUAUUUAAAUUAAUUUAUAUAAGUAUAAUUUUUGUUGAUUAUAAUGAAGUUUAUCUGUUUUAUUGGUCAAGUAUAUACGUAAUAACUUAAUAAGUAGAUAAUUAAUUAUAGUUUGGUCUAAUUUAUUUUUCAAGGAUAAUAAAUUAUUACAAGAUAGAUAACUUGUUUUAGUACAAUUGCAUCUCUUAAAUUGAAGAAAAAUUUUAACAGUGAAUCAUAAAAAUUUCCUCCCAAUCUGUUGAGCAGAAAAAAUAUUGUUCCCAG
Ceutorhynchus assimilis (cabbage seed weevil) is the source of this 4747-nucleotide messenger RNA. Lineage: Eukaryota; Metazoa; Arthropoda; Insecta; Coleoptera; Curculionidae. The record is from the annotation of a GenBank genome assembly.